Molecule: messenger RNA, 2158 nt
Organism: Orcinus orca (killer whale)
Lineage: Eukaryota; Metazoa; Chordata; Mammalia; Artiodactyla; Delphinidae
Product: XK-related protein 6
Exons: 2
Coding region: 14-1162 (382 amino acids)
Biological process (GO): engulfment of apoptotic cell; phosphatidylserine exposure on apoptotic cell surface; apoptotic process involved in development
Cellular component (GO): plasma membrane
Source: RefSeq, a predicted model, not a curated record
GUAUAUCCGCACCAUGUACCUGGGGAUUCAGAGCCAGCGGCAGAAGGAACACCAGCGACGCUUCUACUGGGCUAUGAUGUACGAAUAUGCAGACGUUAACAUGCUGCGCCUCCUGGAGACCUUCCUGGAAAGCGCCCCCCAACUGGUGCUACAGCUCUGCAUAAUGAUCCAGAAGAGCCGCGCCGAGACGCUGCCCUGUGUCUCCUCUGUGACUUCCCUGAUGUCCCUGGCUUGGGUGCUAGCCUCCUAUCACAAGCUGCUGCGGGACUCCAGGGACGACAAGAAGAGUAUGAGCUACAGAGGGGCCCUCAUCCACCUCUUCUGGCGCCUCUUCACCAUCUCAUCCAGAGUUCUCUCUUUUGCCCUCUUUGCUUCCAUCUUCCAGCUCUACUUCGGGAUCUUCGUGGUGGUUCACUGGUGUGCCAUGGCCUUCUGGAUUAUCCAUGGCGGAACAGACUUCUGCAUGUCCAAGUGGGAGGAGAUCCUCUUCAACAUGGUGGUAGGGAUCGUGUACAUUUUCUGCUGGUUUAACGUCAAGGAAGGGCGGACUCGAUAUCGAAUGUUUGCAUAUUAUACGAUAGUCUUGACCGAGAAUGCUGCCUUGACGUUCCUUUGGUAUUUUUACAGAGACCCGGAGACCACUGACUCCUUUGCGGUGCCAGCACUGUGUUGUGUCUUUAUUAGCUUUGUGGCUGGGAUUGCACUGAUGCUCUUAUACUAUGGUGUGCUGCAUCCCACGGGGCCGCGAGUUAAGGUCUUGGCCAGCUCCUGUUGUGCCGAGCUGCUCUGGGGCAUCCCUUUGCCCCCCGAUGUUGAGCCCAUGGCGCCUCAGACCCCUGGGUACCGGGGGACCCAGGUCACGCCUACCAGAGCCGUAACGGAACAACAGGAGGAUCUCACGGCUGACACUUGCUUGCCCGUUUUCCAAGUGAGACCCAUGGGGCCCGCUACCCCGUUGGGGCGUCCUUACCUCCCAGAAGGGCCCCUCAUUAAGAUUGACAUGCCAAGAAAGAGAUACCCAGCUUGGGAUGCUCAUUUUGUAGACAGGAGAUUGAGAAGGACUAUUAACAUUCUGCAGUAUGUCACCCCCGCCGCGGUAGGCAUUCGGUAUCGAGAUGGACCGCUCCUUUACGAGUUGCUACAGUAUGAGUCUUCACUCUAAGAGCAUCUUGACCCAAGUUGAGAAGGGGACCUUAAGUUUGGUUUGCGGUAAACGCCGCUUGCAAGAAAUAUAACUCCUCCCUUCCUUCAAUACACAGAACUACCACCACCACUACCACCACCACCACCAAUGCUACAAAAAACAAAAAGAAAAUAAGUCACAACCCCUUCAGAUAAGCUUUCUUUCCAGUCGCUGUAUGUAUACAAAGAUAUUCUCUAUGUUUUGUAAGUAAAAACAAAAAGAAAACCUUUCUUUUGUUUUUUACACAUAAGUAACAGUAUUGAAAAAAAAAUCCCACACUAUGGUUCAUACGGUGGAGAAGAAGGAGUUGUCUCCACUCCAAAAGAAAAACAAAGUUUUAUACCUUUACACCAAGUGUAGGUCAUUUACGGGAUUGGUGCUGAUUGAAAGAACAAAACAAAACAAACACAAACAAACAAACAAACAAAACCUUCAACUGCCUUAUGCCCUUAGGUGCUGAGUUUCAUUAAGUACUGUCACGUUUUCUCAUGCAAAACUCUCUGGUGAUUUUUGCACUGGGAGAGGGAAAAUUAAACAAUCAAAUGAAACCAAUCUAGAAACGGAACAAAAACCAACCAACCAAUAAAACACAAAGCAAUCAUUCUUCCUAUCUGAUGAUUUGUAUUGAAGAAAACAAAUUGACCAAAAGCAAAAGCAUAGAAACCCCUCCCUCUUUUUGGUUUCUCUCCCCCUUCUCCCGUCCCUGCCCCCAACUUCUCAGCCCCUUCUUGGAGCCAAAGGGCCAUUUGAAAUUCAGAUGGUUGGAAAAGCUCCUCGAAGGCUGAUUAGGUGCCAUUUUAGCGUUCACCUAUUAAGAAUCACAUUUGUUUCCUGGUGAAAAAGCAAAACAGAACAAAACAAAAACCACCCUAAUAAUUCGAUGAGAAAAGGAAAUUCUAAAGCAAAUUAAAGGAGAUUUCCAUAUAUGUAAUCAAAGAGAAUCAGUAAUAAUAAAACUCAGCAUAGUAGCAAAAA